Messenger RNA from Helianthus annuus (common sunflower), 2091 nucleotides. Its product is annotated as dicarboxylate transporter 1, chloroplastic. The transcript has 3 exons. Gene Ontology annotation, molecular function: transmembrane transporter activity. Gene Ontology annotation, cellular component: membrane. Gene Ontology annotation, biological process: transmembrane transport. Bases 104 to 1780 code for a protein of 558 amino acids. The record is from RefSeq and is a predicted model, not a curated record. NCBI's taxonomy places the organism in Eukaryota, Viridiplantae, Streptophyta, Magnoliopsida, Asterales, Asteraceae.
AAAUAACUUAACCCCUCACAUUUUUCCCACUGUUACGACCCCGGAUUCCGCCGCGAAACGCCGUCGUUUUGUCCAACCCGAAACGCCAUCGUUUUGUCCGACGAUGGCGUCAGUUUCUCUCACAACCUCCGUCAACCUAGGGUUCAGAUCACCUCCGACGAUCAAACUCCGACCGUCUCUCCACCAAUCGCCGCCGCUAAACCUCCACCGAUCCACCGGAGAACACCUCCGAUCAUCACUCAAACUCAAAACACCGAUCAGAAACUUCAAUUUCACCGUAAAAGCAUCAGCAGCUUCCGUUCCGGCGAAACCAGAUCCUGUUCCGUCACCGGUACCGGUACCGGCACCAGCACCGGUAGCGCCAUGGCAAGGAGCGGCGGUGAAACCUCUGCUUGCGUCACUCGCUACCGGAAUUAUCCUCUGGUUUGUUCCAGUUCCGGCCGGUGUAUCGAAAAACGCGUGGCAGUUAUUAUCAAUAUUUCUCGCAACGAUCGUCGGAAUCAUCACGCAACCGCUUCCACUAGGUGCCGUUGCGUUGAUGGGAUUAGGUGCAUGUGUGUUAACCAAAACCCUAACAUUUGCAGCUGCAUUUUCGGCUUUCGGUGAUCCGAUUCCGUGGUUAAUUGCUCUUGCGUUUUUCUUCGCUAGAGGAUUCAUCAAAACAGGAUUAGGUAACAGAAUAGCUUAUCAGUUUGUUAAAUUGUUCGGUAGUUCAUCGUUAGGGUUAGGUUAUAGUUUGGUGUUCAGUGAGGCGUUGUUAGCGCCUGCGAUACCGUCGGUUUCGGCCCGAGCAGGGGGGAUAUUUUUGCCAUUGGUUAAGAGUUUGUGUGUUGCGUGUGGGAGUAAUGCAGGGGAUGGGACUGAACAUAAGUUAGGGGCGUGGUUGAUGUUGACUUGUUUUCAAACUUCGGUUAUUAGUUCGAGUAUGUUUUUGACUGCGAUGGCUGCGAAUCCAUUGAGUGCGAAUUUGACGUUUAAUACGAUUAAGCAGACAAUUGGUUGGACGGAUUGGGCUGUGGCUGCUAUUGUGCCAGGGAUUGUUUCGUUGAUUGUGGUUCCGCUUAUUUUGUACGUUGUGUAUCCGCCGUCGGUGAAGAGUAGCCCGGAUGCGCCUAAACUUGCUAAAGAGAAGUUGGAGAAAAUGGGACCUAUGACCAAGAAUGAAGUUAUUAUGGCGGGGACUUUGCUUCUUACGGUUGGCCUGUGGAUAUUUGGAGGUAUGCUGAAUGUUGAUGCUGUUACGGCUGCUAUUCUUGGACUGUCGGUUCUCCUUAUAACCGGAGUUGUGACAUGGAAGGAAUGCUUGGCCGAAGCUGUUGCAUGGGAUACCCUUACAUGGUUUGCCGCACUCAUUGCAAUGGCGGGGUACCUUAACAAAUACGGUCUUAUCUCCUGGUUUAGUCAAACCGUUGUCAAGUUUGUUGGUGGAUUAGGUCUUCAAUGGCAAGCAUCGUUCGGCAUUCUUGUUCUUCUAUACUUCUACUCCCACUACUUUUUCGCUAGCGGAGCUGCUCACAUCGGUGCCAUGUUCACCGCCUUCUUAUCGGUUGCCAGUGCUCUUGGCACACCACCACUAUUUGGAGCCAUGGUCCUGUCCUUCCUCUCAAACCUCAUGGGUGGUUUGACCCACUAUGGAAUCGGGUCAGCCCCUGUAUUCUAUGGAGCCAACUAUGUACCGCUUGCCAAAUGGUGGGGCUACGGGUUCCUCAUCUCUGUGGUUAAUAUCAUCAUCUGGCUUGGUGUUGGUGGAGUCUGGUGGAAGUUCAUCGGCUUGUGGUAGGCAUUUCUGACUUUUAUUGUGCUGUUGGUUGCGAAAUCCUUUCGGUAUUGAAUCUGGUUGCAAGAUUUUCUCUCAGGAUUUUUUCACCUUGCAAAUUUUGUGUUUUUUUUUUAAUUAAUCUGACGAUUCCCCUGUAGUUGACAAAAUAUGAAAUGCUAUCAAACAGAUCAACUCGUUUUGAGCAAGUACACGAAGUUUAAUCAGUUUUAAAUCAUCUGGGGCUACUAGCCUACUAGUGUCUAGUUUAAUCGUAUACACAUUAUUCAUGUAUGUCAAACAUGCUAAUAUAAAACACGGUAUAUGUUGAUCAA